Pristis pectinata (smalltooth sawfish) is the source of this 3045-nucleotide messenger RNA. RefSeq names its product BUB1 mitotic checkpoint serine/threonine kinase (gene bub1). Gene Ontology annotation, biological process: meiotic sister chromatid cohesion, centromeric; mitotic spindle assembly checkpoint signaling; protein phosphorylation. Gene Ontology annotation, molecular function: ATP binding; protein kinase activity. The transcript is spliced from 20 exons. Lineage: Eukaryota; Metazoa; Chordata; Chondrichthyes; Rhinopristiformes; Pristidae. The record is from RefSeq and is a predicted model, not a curated record. The coding region runs from base 79 to 2907 and encodes 942 amino acids.
UUUGAGUAAAUUAAAUUUGAAUGCUGUGCCUGCAGGCUAGAAGCAGUUCCCAAAUCUCAGGAUUUGGAUCUGUUGGCAAUGCAGGGUAACAUGCAAAAUGGCUGCAGCGGGAAACAAUCUACACUUACUACUUGUGGUACAGAGUCUAGAAAUGUAAAUUCAAUUGCGUCUGAGCCUGUGCAUCAAACCGGCUGUAAAAUUCAAGAAGCACCUUGUGAACUGCAGCAAGUUGUCAUGUACGACAAAGAUGUUCUCUUUUCUGGAGAUAAAGAGAUGUGUUUUGAAGAAAUAAGAGCUCGGAAGCAUAUUGUACAAAGCCAACAGAAAGAACAAGAGGAAUGGAAGAAGAUGUUCAAUAGCACCAAGUCUGAUGAGAUCAGAUCACUGGAACAGAAACUUGAACAGUUGAAAAUGCAGCUGAAGUUAACUCAGGAACGGGAGCAGGAAAUACUGCAGACCUCAUCUCAAAGUGCUUUGGAGCUGGCAACUGCACCUUCACCAUUACCCACCAAAUCUGAUAUACAGUCUGUAGGGACUGCUUUACCAAAAGAAAUGGACAGAAGGGAAGAAACUAAGCAAAAUUUAUCUUUGAGCACCUGUGUUGGAACAGUCAUGACCUCGAGUUUUACAGAUGCUGUGCUGCAACAGUCCCAACAUGGUGCUUCACUGUUGGUGGCGAAGAGAGAUGAUCAGCAAAGAUCUGGAAUUUUGCCUGGAUUUCGAAUUUUUGGAGAGCCAGAGAAUAGUCUUAACUCCAGGGCACAGCUGGAGCCUCUAUCCAGAUCUGUGGUUACAAAUGCAAAUGAUAGUAACGGUGGACAACAGCUUAUGAAUGAGAGUACCAACAGUUCUAGAAUGACUUCCUUCACAAGACAAAAAGAAGGAAAUGUCUCGGGGUUAACCAUGAAUAGAUCUCACACGCCAAAUUCCUCUUUUGGCAUGGUUCAAGCUACUCCAUCUAAAGUCCUCCCGUCACCUACUGUUUGUACUAAAGAAGCAUUGGAUGUUAUAAUGGACAUGUUUCAGGCACCAGUGAUUCCUGAAUUGCCUCAAGUGGAUGAAAAUGGUAGUGCUUUUGCAGAGGAUCAAAUGGAGGUACAAGAUGGAAAUUUCAGAGCACGCUGCAAAAAGGAUGACAUCCAUCAAUCCAUGGAAGUUGUGGGUAUGAACUUUGCUCCACCUUCCACUGUCGCAUUUUCAAUCUUUGAAGAUGAUGAUGGUGCUGUAAAUAGCAUACAGAAUACUUUGAACAGUAAACCUAUUGAGUCAAGACCAUUGGGAGAAUUAUCUGAGAAACAAACCACAUCUGGCAAAGUAAAGGAAAUAGAUGAUCAAGCUGUUUGGGCUGUGUGUGAUAACAAAACCCUGGCAAUUAAUCCAAAUGUCACAGAGGAUUUCACCUUUGCUGCACUAUUAGCAUCAACUCCAUUCUAUGGGGUACCACAGCAUCCAAGGCGAGAUUCUGAGGAAUGUGGUGAAAAAAACACGCAAAUUAAAAAUGAUGAAUUCACAGUUCUUCGCUCAUCAGAAGAGGAACACAUUCAGCUUGCCAAAGUCAGAAAACUUAGUUCAGUUCAGGAUCUAGGCCUCGAACCCAUCAAUCACUUAUCAGUCCCUGCCUUUGACCCUAGCAUUAAUCGGGAUGCAUCCAAUGAACUGCCAAUCUCUGAGGAAUUUGAAAUGAUUGAGGAGAGACUUGAGUCAUGCACACUGCUUAGCCCUGAAGAAGAAUGUCUCAAACCUGAACAGUCAUUUUGUUGUCUGAAGGAAAUGCACUGCAGUGAUCUACAGUUUGAUGAGGAGCCGAACGAAACUCCAACAGAGACUGGUGUAAUCAUUACAAAUCCUUGGGAUAAGAAUCUUAUUAGUGAACUUCUGUCAAAUCUAACCAAACCAUUGAAUUCCUACCCUUCUUUUAUGACUUGGGAAGACAACAUGCCUGUUGUCAGGCCAAAAUCCAACCUUUGCUUGGGAAAUGAAGUGUACCACGUUUCUUCUUUGCUUGGAGAGGGGUCCUUUGCUCAUGUCUACCAAGCUACAGUUUUGGAUAUGAAUAACUUGUCUGAUGUGAAGAACCAACAAAAAGUGAGCUUAAAAGUUCAAAAAAUAUCCAGUCCCUGGGAAUUCUACAUAAAUACUCAGCUAAGUGAGAGAUUGAAGCCAAAGUUAUGCUGUCUAUACAACAAUAUCCACUCUGGACAUUUCUUUAAGAAUGGCUGUAUUUUGGUUGGAGAGCUGUACAGUUUUGGAACUUUGCUGAAUGCAGCCAAUCUUUAUAAAACACUUAUUGAAAAAACAAUGCCUCAGCCCUUGGUGAUCUACUUUGCCAUCCACAUUCUUUAUAUAGUGGAACAGCUGCACAGUAUUGGAAUAAUUCAUGGUGAUAUAAAACCUGACAAUUUUAUCCUUGGAGAAAGGUUCCUGGAUAGUGAUGCCGCCAGUGUUGAGGACAGCUUGUCUCAAGGAUUGACGUUGAUUGACUUUGGUCAAAGCAUAGAUAUGAACUUGUUCCCUAAAAAUGCAGUUUUUGUUGAAAAUUGUAAGACAUCAGGUUUCCAGUGUAUUGAAAUGCUGUCAGAGAAACCAUGGACCUUCCAGGCAGACUACUUUGGGAUUGCUGCCACCAUUUAUUGCCUUCUCUUUGGCACAUAUUUGAAAUUAAAGAAGGAACAUGGUGUCUGGAAGGUCAAUGCCACUUUUAAAAGAGGUCAUCACACAGAUGUGUGGAAUCAUUUCUUCAAUACCUUGGUGUAUGUCCCCAGUUGCCAAAGUCUACCAUCUCUUCGAGAUCUUCGAGAAGAGCUGGUGUUACUUUUUAAGGAACAGUACUCAAAAAAACUGAAAUCACUUCGCCAGCGGUUGAUGGUACUUUUACUUGAAAAGAAGCAUUCACAAAGAAGAACAUAAUGUGGCUGUAAUCUAGAUCUUUGUGUAAAUAGAGCUAUGUAAGAAUUGAAUUCCUGUUGUGCUUAAAGUGUUACUAUUUCAUUGGUCAUAAUGGUGGAAUCUAGAUUAAAAUUUUAACCAUCAAUUUUGGUCCCAGUA